Kluyveromyces lactis is the source of this 378-nucleotide messenger RNA. RefSeq lists its product as uncharacterized. The coding region runs from base 1 to 378 and encodes 125 amino acids. The transcript has a single exon. Lineage: Eukaryota; Fungi; Ascomycota; Saccharomycetes; Saccharomycetales; Saccharomycetaceae. The record is from RefSeq and is a predicted model, not a curated record.
AUGUCACAUUUAUGGGAUCAACGGAAUAAUCCAAUAUUGUACAUAUGCGGCUACUACAUUCUAUUUGUUGUUGUUAGUAUCGUGCUAUUAUUCAUAAUAUACUGUACAGUAACAUACUGGGCUAAUUCGAAGAACAUUUUGGCGGCAGAAGAGCGGUACUUGAAUUCUGCACCAGAGACACAAAUUUCUAUUGACAAACACAUGAUGAUGUUGGAUGAACGAGAUUUGUAUCCCGAACUUAAUUCACGAAACGGAUUCGAAUUUGAAAAGAACGACUUGAACAGAUAUCCAAAUUUAAUACAUAUUGUAAAGUUUAACGCUCGGGAAGAAUCAGUGACUUCCUCAACAGAAAGAGACAUGACCAGACUUUAUAUUUGA